Messenger RNA from Daphnia pulex (common water flea), 3357 nucleotides. It is a transcript of the gene Nubpl, whose product is annotated as iron-sulfur protein NUBPL-like. Gene Ontology annotation, molecular function: ATP-dependent FeS chaperone activity; ATP binding; 4 iron, 4 sulfur cluster binding. The record is from RefSeq and is a predicted model, not a curated record. Bases 46 to 975 code for a protein of 309 amino acids. Gene Ontology annotation, cellular component: mitochondrion. Lineage: Eukaryota; Metazoa; Arthropoda; Branchiopoda; Diplostraca; Daphniidae. The transcript has 8 exons. Gene Ontology annotation, biological process: mitochondrial respiratory chain complex I assembly; iron-sulfur cluster assembly.
UGUAAAAGUUGAUAAACAGAUGGCGGCACUUUAGUAGUAAACAACAUGGCUCUUCGGCGAUUUAACUUCGGUGUUACGUUAUCAUCAUGGAAAAUGAAAUAUUCAACCCACAGCGAUCCUCUGGGUACAAAUUUAAAAGAACGGCAAGCUCAAAUGAUGAGGAAAGGUUUGCCGGUCAAGAAACCGAUUGAAGGUGUGAAAAAUGUCAUUCUAGUGGCUUCUGGUAAAGGUGGUGUUGGCAAAUCAACCGUGGCAGUGAAUCUUGCUCUUGCCUUGAGUCGGCACUUGCCUUCCCAAGAUGUUGGUCUGCUAGAUGCAGACAUAUUUGGACCUUCGAUUCCCACUAUGAUGAAUUUGUCUGGCAAUCCUCUGUUGACUGAUAAAAACCUCAUCAAACCUCUCGUCAACUACAACAUCAAAUGCAUGUCGAUGGGAUUUCUUGUUGACAACAAUGCUCCAGUCAUCUGGAGAGGUCUCAUGGUCAUGUCAGCUAUCGAAAAACUUUUGCGUCAAGUCGAUUGGUCGCCUUUAGAUUACCUGAUAAUAGACAUGCCACCAGGCACGGGCGAUACCCAACUCUCCAUAGCGCAAAAUAUCCCAGUGGCCGGUGCCAUUAUCGUCACCACCCCACAGGAAAUCGCGUUAAUCGAUGCCCGCAAAGGGGCGUUAAUGUUUCAGAAAGUCGGAAUUCCCGUCGUGGGACUUGUCAACAAUAUGGCUUCCUAUGCGUGUCCAAACUGUGGGCAUCACAGUCAUAUUUUUGGCGCCACGGGCGCUGAGAAACUCAGCAAAGAAAUCGGUGUAGAUGUCUUGGUAGAUAUACCGUUAGACACCUCUAUAAUGGAGGCUGCCGACGGAGGCUAUCCCAUCGUUAUCUCUUCUACAAGCAAUAAUCCUCUGGUCCAGGCGUACAUGUCGUUAGCCGAAAAGGUUCUUAGUCGAUUGAGUGCUAUUAAGGAUGAGCCGAGCCGGUGAGAAUGAGUAAAGAGAUAGUAAAAAAAAACAAAUUCAAAGAGCCAUUGGAGAGAAGAGAAAAGAAAAGAUUUGUUGCGACUAGACAUCGGCUUCGUCACGUGACCUUUUUUCAAACUAUAUGCCAUCCCCCAUAAGCUCGAAAAAAAUUGGAAAAAAAAAAUACAAUACAAUUUUAGAGAAUUGAAAAAAAAAUUUUCAAAUUUAAAAAAUUGUUGGACGAAAAAGGAAUAGAAAACAUGGAGAAAAUUGGUUGAGUCGAUCAUGGGAAAUCCCCAUCAUCACGGAAUUUAUCAGUUUUUCCUUGGAAGAAGGGAAUUCAAAGAGGUCAUCGUGAGAUCAGCAAAGAAAAGAGAGCCAAAAUUUUUUCAAUUUAAAAAAAAAAAAUUGUUUAAAAAAAAUUUGUUUUUCCGAAACUAGUUCGCGGGAGGGAAAUUUUUCUUCUUCUUCUCUAUAUAAUAUUAUAGGAACACGAGUAAGUAUAGUAACAAGGGGAAAGGUGGGAGGGACACACACACACAAAAGAAGGAUUACAAUGAUGCCAAGGAUCCAUCCAUCCUCAUUCUCUCGCACCCCCAAAACAGAGAAGCGCAUAAAUUCUGUACAGUGAUAAAUUCCGUCCGGGUAGUAGAGAAGGAGGAGGAGGCAAAAACGCUUGUUGGAUGUUUUUUUUGUUGUUGUUGUUUAAUAAUUUCGUGUUAAAUUUUUUUUUUUUUUUAGUUGUAAAUUAAUGGUUUCAUUUCCAAAGGAUUCCCGACAUAUUAAAAAGAAAAAUGACUUCUAAAAAUGGAAUAAAGGAAUGUGUUAGUUUCACAUCUAAAAUAUCCCGUCACCAUGGUUAGUAGCGCCCGAGUUAAUUUGAUGAUUCCCAUGACAAUGCAUUUGGAGUUAAUUGAGAGUUAAUUUUUUUUUGUUGUUGUUUAGUUGUUUUGGUUUUCCUUUCAUCAUCUUCUUCCGUUUGUCCUAAACUGGACAAUGACGAGUUCGUUGAUUUUCGUCUAGCUCCUUUCUCCACGAAUUUCGUUUGCUUUUUUUGAAUGAUUUUCUCUUGAUUUAUUCUUACGGUAAUGUACAAUCGAGUCUUUUUUUUUUCUUUUCUUUUUUUUUUUCUCUCGUUAGUUAGUCGGACUGUUUCUGUUGAGGUGGGUAGGGGGGUAGAAUUAAUAAUGCUGAGGAAGGAGGUUUUGGGUUUUUAACGCUCCGGUGGACGCUCCACGACGUACGGCCUCUUCCGUUCCCGGCAGGAUUUCUUGUGAACGGGCCAGUCCUUUUGUUGGCAGUAGGUCCCGCAGUAUCUGGCUUCCUGUGAAAAAAUAAAAAUCCCCAAUGCGGUUAGUCAGUCAGUUAGUUGAGUAUAGCGCAACGAAAUGAAGUUGGCUCCCAAGUCAAAGAAUGCUUUGUUGUCUACCAAAAGAUAAAAGAUGUCACUCUCUGGCAAUGGGAUAUGGAUAUUCUCGUCUUGACUGUGACUGUGAAGAUGAGCGACUUUGACAUACCUGACACCGUCCGCAAAUAGAGAAUUCCCUGAGCUCGCGUUCCAUAUUCGUGCACGGCGGGUAGUGGCACUCGUAGUAGCAGAAGGUAUCGUCCUCGUCGUCAAUCACCUCGCCGUUGACGUUGUAAUAACGCGUGACUCCCAGCUCGCCAAAAUGCUAAUUAUCCAUUUGCCGGGGGGGGAGAGAAGGGUUUUUAAUAAUGUGAUCUAAUCAAUUUUUAGGAAAAUGUGUACGCUUCAAACCUCUUCGACAGGAUCAGCGGGCAAUUGUUGGAUGGCGGCCCAGUAAAGCGAAUGCUCCCGGGUGGUUGACGACGAUGUGUUUGCGACGUCGUCGCAGUGAAUGUUGGUGCUGGACGACGACGUCGUCGUUGUCGUUGUCGUCGUCACGGUGGCUCGGUGAACGAUGUUAUUAGGAUGGCGACCGCUAGGUGGUGGCGCCGUUCCUUUGGCCACCAGAUUCAAAUUUUCCAGCCGAUUAUCCACCGUGACGCCGUUGCGGUGAACGACUUGGAAGCCCGGCGCUAUCCCUCCACAGUGUCGCUCCCUGCACACAAUUCAAGAAAUGGAAAAAUGAAAUAAAAUAAAAUAAAAUAAAUGACUGAGAGAAAGCCAAUGAAUUUUUCGGGAUUCAUAAAUAAUUGAGCCAUCCAUCCGUUAGUGUCACGGUUGUAUGCGCCGCUGCUAAAUUCAAGAAUCAACUAGGGAGAAAUGAGGUCGGGACCGGCAGUGAGAUGCAGCAGCAGCAGCAGCGAGGGGACUUUACUGGUACCGUGUAAGAGGGACGCGAAGAAUGCCUCCGAUCCACUUCUUCUUUUUUGACCAGCUGCCAAAUGUCACCCCGCCGCAACGUGCAACGACAGCAGGCCGGCAAACAAUUCCAGCAAAGG